Meyerozyma guilliermondii ATCC 6260 is the source of this 681-nucleotide messenger RNA. RefSeq lists its product as uncharacterized. Gene Ontology annotation, biological process: C-terminal protein methylation. Gene Ontology annotation, cellular component: membrane; endoplasmic reticulum. NCBI's taxonomy places the organism in Eukaryota, Fungi, Ascomycota, Pichiomycetes, Serinales, Debaryomycetaceae. The record is from RefSeq and is a predicted model, not a curated record. The transcript has a single exon. Gene Ontology annotation, molecular function: protein C-terminal S-isoprenylcysteine carboxyl O-methyltransferase activity. The coding region runs from base 1 to 681 and encodes 226 amino acids.
AUGUCUUACAAUGUAGAUAAAAAUCAGCUUCAUAUUAUAGCCAUGACCUCAAUGGUUCUUGGAAGCGUAGCUGGGACCGGUUUGAUCUUGGUAACCACAGAAUAUAGUCGGUUGGGGUUGUACUUGCUUUUUAUAGCUGCCUAUCAUUUACUUGAAUUCAUCAAUACUUAUACUUAUCAGCGAGAAACGGUUACAGAAUCCCUGUUUUUGUUGUAUGGUAAUGUUGGAAGCAAGGAGUACCUUCUCAUGCAAUUGUUAAGUAUCUGGGAAUACUUUUUCAUCAAAAGUCGAUGGCAUAUUUGGCCCUAUAUGAAACAUACCAUUUUUAUAGGAAUGGUUAUGGCAACAAUUGGUCUUUAUAUUCGACACCGAGCUAUGAAAGUGUGUGGAAAUGGGUUCUCCCACUAUAUUCAAACCACUUCCAGACAAACACAUAAUCUUGUUACCCACGAUAUAUACGGUUGGUGUCGACAUCCUAGUUAUUUGGGAUUCUAUCUUUGGGCAAUAGGUUUGCAAUUAUGUCUUUCCAUACCGUUAUCGUUGGUUUUAACUACAGUUAUAAUAACGUGGUUCUUUCGUACCCGAGUAGCAUUCGAAGAGUGGUUUUUGGUCAACAGACUCUUUGGCCAAGAAUACAUCGACUACUCCAACAAGGUGGGGACAUUGAUACCAUUUGUAUAG